AUGUACAAGCUGCCCCUGAUAGGAGAUCAUACAGCCUAUCAUGGAAUGUCUCAGAUAGGAGUGACGUGUCGACCGUCCUCUCUCCUAAACGUCCCCGGCGGUCCCUGUCCGUCUCACUGCACCGUCCAGAGUCGGGUUUUGGUGGAAAACAGUCAUUUCAUUCUGUUACAUAUAGUAUGUUGUGUUAUGAUGUGUUAUGGUAUGGUACGAUGUGUUAUGGUGUGGUGUGUUAUAGUAUGGUAUGGUGUGUUAUGGUACGGUGUGUUAUGGUACAGUGUGUUAUGGCACGGUGUGUUAUGGUGUGGUGUGUUAUGGUAUGGUAUGGUGUGUUAUGGUGUUAUAUGGUGUGUUAUGGUAUGGUGUGUUCUGGUGUGGUGUGUUAUGGUAUGGUAUGGUGUGUUAUGGUAUGGUGUGUUAUUGUAUGGUACUGUGUGUUAUGGUGUGUUAUGGUAUGGUACGGUAUGGUGUGGUGUGUUAUGGUAUGUUACUGUGGGUUAUGGUGUGGUGUGUUACGGUAUGGUAUGGUGGGUUAUGGUGUGGUGUGUUAUGGUGUGUUAUGGUGUCUUGUGGUGUGGUGUGGUGUGUUAUCGUGUGUUAUGGUAUGUUAUGUGUGUUAUGAUGUGUUAUGGUGUGUCAUGGUAUGGUGUGGUGUGUUAUGGUAUGGUAUGGUGUGUUGUGGUGUGUUAUGGUAUGGUGUGGUAUGUUAUGGUGUGUUAUGGUGUCUCGUGGUGUGGUGUGUUAUGGUAUGGUAUGGUGUGUUAUGGUAUGACACGGUAUGUUAUGGUGUGGUGUGUUAUGGUUUGUUAUGGUGUGUUGUGGUUGUGUUAUGGUGUGUUGUGGUGUGGUGUGGUGUGUUAUGGUGUGUUAUGGUGUGUUGUGCGUGGACCACCACAGCAGUUCCAUCUCUACUGGAUUCUUCCAGUUUCGCCUGAGGAGAAACUGUUUCACCUACGGGAGACCAAACACCUACAGGCGUCCUGA
Nothobranchius furzeri (turquoise killifish) is the source of this 981-nucleotide messenger RNA. The record is from RefSeq and is a predicted model, not a curated record. Lineage: Eukaryota; Metazoa; Chordata; Actinopteri; Cyprinodontiformes; Nothobranchiidae.